This is a messenger RNA of Malus domestica (apple), 705 nucleotides long. RefSeq names its product CASP-like protein 1C1. Lineage: Eukaryota; Viridiplantae; Streptophyta; Magnoliopsida; Rosales; Rosaceae. The record is from RefSeq and is a predicted model, not a curated record.
AACCUGCAUGCAUCAGUUUCUUUGUGCAUGCACCCAAACUCCAGUGCAGAAUCCAUGGCCAAGAUCACUAAGAGAGUCUGCACCCUAGUACUACGGCUGAUGGCCGCCGCCGCCACCCUUUUGGCUGCAAUUGUCAUGGUUACAAGCCAUCAGAGAACCAGCAUCUUUGGAGUAUCUUUUGAAGUCAAGUAUAACCACACACCAGCCUUCCAGUACUUUGUGAUAGCAAAUGCGAUUGCAACUGUAUACGGGUUUUUGGUUCUUUUUCUUCCUUCUGAGAGUCAGCUAUGGAGAUUAGUUGUGGCUUUGGAUGUGGUAAUCACUGUAUUACUGAGCUCAAGCAUUUCAGCAGCUUUGGCUAUUGGUGAUGUAGGGAAGCAUGGAAAUUCAUAUGCAGGUUGGCAACCGAUAUGUGGGCAAGUCCCCAAAUACUGUGACCAAGUAAAGGCAGCCCUAAUCUCAAGCUUUGUUGGCCUCAUAAUAUAUUUGCUGCUGCUUCUGUAUGCCAUCCACACUGUCCUGGAUCCUCUUCUCUUGAAAAAAACUUAACUUCUCAAGGAGUAAAAUGUCUUGUUGGAUCUCAUCAGUUUUAUCUUUCCAGUGCAUAUGUAAUUACCUUGUUCUUGGGUUAAUUAAUUAUAGUUUGCACCCUUAAGUUUAGGUGUAACCACAACAACAUACCUCAUUUUAAAACAUUACAACAUC